Molecule: messenger RNA, 1202 nt
Organism: Coprinopsis cinerea okayama7#130
Lineage: Eukaryota; Fungi; Basidiomycota; Agaricomycetes; Agaricales; Psathyrellaceae
Product: golgi reassembly stacking protein 2
Exons: 8
Coding region: 1-1152 (383 amino acids)
Biological process (GO): Golgi organization
Cellular component (GO): Golgi apparatus
Molecular function (GO): protein binding
Source: RefSeq, a predicted model, not a curated record
AUGGGUGCUGAACAGUCGACAGCGUCUCAAGGAUAUGUACCACCAAAGGGACUCCAUGUCUUGCGAGUGACGCCGUCUUCACCGGCCUCAGAGACUGACAUCGAGUCUUACUUUGACUUUGUCGUCGGCUUCGAGGGCGAUUCACCGUCUCCCAAGGGACACCAUGACAUCGACGUGACCCAACUGGAAAAGAUCGUGGAAAGCCACGAAGGGAGGGUCCUAAAUCUUCUGGUCUGGAGUAGCAAGAGUCUGGUCCCCAUUGUUCCUUCACGAGAAUGGUCACAAUCUCAUCUCGACGCCACCGCCUCUAAAGAUACUUCUUCCAACGCACAACCAUCCCUGCUGGGUCUCAGUAUGCGAAUGUGUAACCCAGAAACCGCAACUGAAAAUGUCUGGCACGUUCUUGACGUUAUCGAAGGAAGCCCUGCAGAGAGUGCUGGUCUCGUUCCCAUGGGCGACUGGAUCUUAGGUUGGUCGGGAGGGGCUUUGAGCGCGGAAAACGAUUUCUAUGACCUAGUAGAAGCAUACGUCGAUAAACCACUUCGGGUAUAUGUGUAUUCUUACGAUUUUGACACAACGAGGGAAGUCGUUCUGAUACCCAAUCGUCAUUGGGGUGGCGAAGGCCUGUUGGGUUGUAUAUUUGGAUUCGGGUUGCUUCAUAGAAUCCCCCCGCAGCCAGAAGGCCGGGUGCCGGGAUCGGUGCCUCCAGAACUGUUAGAGGUCGACGAAGCUGAAUACGAGGAGCAAUCACUUUUCGUUCCAGCUGAUCUUCAAGCUGACCAGCACGACGAUCACUCAGCCCUCGGCUACGACGGACAUGGACCUCGCCCAUCUGAAAGCUACCCUACCCAAGCUCACCUCCUCGAGCACCUAUUCCCACACGCCCAGGCGCAUCCUAUGACUCGAAGCAAACCCGAAUUUCCGUCGGCUCUUUUAGCACACCUUGUCAAAACGAUCCCUGCUCCUCUCGAGAAGCACAUUUUGUCGUUCGACGCCAGGUCAGGUCACGACGUUGAUAUGUCCUACCACCGCCUCUAUGGUGGCUUCGCCAAAUGGCUGCACGAUCUGCUUAUUUUUCCGGCGAUGCCUUCUGCCUCCGAGCAAAUGCUCGGUAUCCUCCCAGGACCUUUUCUCAGGGGAGACCGCUUCUAGGUUCAGAUUUUCUCAUCGAUUUUCAUUCUUUUACUUAUUUUAAUAUGAAU